Molecule: messenger RNA, 765 nt
Organism: Drosophila obscura
Lineage: Eukaryota; Metazoa; Arthropoda; Insecta; Diptera; Drosophilidae
Exons: 1
Coding region: 1-765 (254 amino acids)
Biological process (GO): inner mitochondrial membrane organization; protein insertion into mitochondrial inner membrane from matrix
Cellular component (GO): mitochondrial inner membrane
Molecular function (GO): ribosome binding
Source: RefSeq, a predicted model, not a curated record
AUGGCCACACCGCAGACGACGCAAUCGCUGUGCCAUCCGAUCGGCCAUUGCCUCGGCGAGAAACACUUCGGCAUGAUGCCGAACUAUUUGAAGGAUCCGAACAAAACGAUUGUGAGGGAUACUUUCGUGCCGCACUUGAAGCUUGCGUACAGUCCCCUAAAGUACUACCUGAGCAAGUUGCAGCUGUGGCAGCUGCGCUGGACCUGGGACCGCGACUUCCGGCAGGACGACUUUCUGGAGCAGACCAAGGAGCUGGCCGUCAAACUGACGGACAUGGUCCAACUGCGGGACAAGGCCAAUAUGUCCGACGACUUUUACACUUCAAAUGUGACCUACCAGAUGGCCAGCGAGGCCAUCAAACUGCCCCACGAGUGCUGUGCGGAUCUAAUGCGCUUCCGCCGCGAGGACAUACAGAAGGCUGUGCCCGUCGAUGUGAAGUUGUACAACAUUUUUGGGCUGCGCUAUGCAGUCGUCGAUGUGGCCAUGCUUGGCGUACGGGACGUGGCCGACCAUGAGACGCCGGCGGAUCUGGAGUCCAUGAAGCAGGCGCUGAUCCAGAUGGAUCCUCACUUCAAGGCACAGCUGUCCAAGCCCGAUUGCCCUCUGCCGCACGUGUUCAUCGAGCUCUUCCUGCGCUUCCGUCGCAACUAUUCCAAGCCUCACAUGAUGUCCGCCGAGGAGCAAAUGGACGAACCGAACCGCUGGAUCGUCACCACAUACAAGAUUUGCAAAUUCCAUGUUUUCACUGCACCGCCAGUACUAUAA